AACCGGCUCGUCUGUCUGCAAACAUGGCUGACAGCAAGCCUCCCAAGACUGAAGCUCCGGUCGCAACCAGAAUAGAUCCGACUAAAGAGGGUCUUUCACGGGAACAAAUGCAUUUUAUCAGACAAGUCGAGAUGGAACAAUGGAAGAAGAAGACGUCAAAGCUCCGAACACGGAAUGUUGUGACGGGACUUGCUAUCGGAGCGAUCGUGCUAGGAAUCUACGGCUACACAUUUUACUCGGUCUCUCAGGAGCGAAUCAUGGACGAGAUCGACGAGGAGGCCAAGCGAGCGAGACUCCAGGGACCCAAGACCGGUGCCAACUGAGACUGGAACGUGCCGCUGGCCUCUUUAUGAACUCAUAUGUUUGUCCUGUACUUCAUCAGGCAGACUCUGAUGAUAACGCUCACUUAUUCCACUACUGUCUGCUUUUUUUACGCAGAUAGAACUGGACAUUGUUUGUUUGAAAGUAUGUAUGUUUUGAAAUAAAAGUUGACAUAUUGUUUUUA
This is a messenger RNA of Oryzias melastigma (Indian medaka), 505 nucleotides long. RefSeq names its product cytochrome c oxidase assembly factor 3 homolog, mitochondrial. Gene Ontology annotation, cellular component: mitochondrial inner membrane. The transcript has 2 exons. Lineage: Eukaryota; Metazoa; Chordata; Actinopteri; Beloniformes; Adrianichthyidae. Bases 24 to 323 code for a protein of 99 amino acids. Gene Ontology annotation, biological process: mitochondrial respiratory chain complex IV assembly. The record is from RefSeq and is a predicted model, not a curated record.